Messenger RNA from Cladophialophora carrionii CBS 160.54, 1467 nucleotides. Its product is annotated as serine-tRNA ligase. Gene Ontology annotation, molecular function: serine-tRNA ligase activity; ATP binding; tRNA binding. The record is from RefSeq and is a predicted model, not a curated record. Gene Ontology annotation, biological process: seryl-tRNA aminoacylation. The coding region runs from base 1 to 1467 and encodes 488 amino acids. Gene Ontology annotation, cellular component: cytosol. NCBI's taxonomy places the organism in Eukaryota, Fungi, Ascomycota, Eurotiomycetes, Chaetothyriales, Herpotrichiellaceae. The transcript has 6 exons.
AUGAUAGAAGUACAAGACCUCAUUGCCGAGAGAGGCGGGGACCCGCAGAAGGUGAAAGACAGCCUACAGAAGAGAUACACCUCGACCGACGUUGUUGACCAAGUCAUUGCACUGUGGCAAGAUGCGUAUCAGACGCGGUACAAAGCCAGCCAAGUGGGCGCAAAGAUCAAUGCAGUACAGAAAGAGAUUGGCCAGCUGAAGAAGGCAAAACAAGAUGCAGACCACCUCCUGAAACAAAAAGUGGAACUGGAGAAAGAGAAGAAGCAGACCGAAGACGAAGCCACAGAGAAGGAGAAGCUGAGAGACCGCAAAUGCAAGAUGAUCGGCAACUACGUGCACGAGUCAGUGCCAGUAAAUGACAACGAGGACUUCAACGAGGUCGUGAAGAAAUGGGCGCCCGAGGGCUUCACGGAAGAGAAACGCGACUGCCUCUCUCACCACGAAGUCAUGACCCGUGCAGAGAUCUACGACGGCGAACGAGGCGUCAAACUGGUCGGCCAUCGAGGGUAUUUUCUGAAGAAAUGGGGCGUGCUGCUCAACCAGGCGCUCAUCAACUACGGACUGCACUUCCUCGUCGCGCACGGUUACGAUCCUCUUCAACCGCCAUAUUUCAUGAAGGCCGAAUAUAUGGCCAAGACGGCACAGCUGGAGCAGUUCGACGAGGAGCUGUACAAGGUCAUCGAGGACAAGGAUGCAGAGGAUAAAUUUCUCAUCGCCACAAGCGAGCAGCCCAUCUCGGCCAUGUUUGCCGAGGAGUGGUUGACCGCGCAGGGCUUGCCCAUGAAAUUUGCCGGCUACUCGUCGUGUUUCCGGAAGGAAGCCGGUGCGCAUGGGCGAGACGCCUGGGGCCUUUACCGGAUACACCAGUUCGAGAAGAUCGAGCAGUUCCUCUUCACCAAGCCCGAAGACUCCUGGCAGGCCCUUGAAGACAUGAAGUCCAUUGCCGAAGAAUUCUACCAGUCCCUGAAACUGCCUUACCGAGUCGUCGCCAUCGUUUCCGGAGCUCUCAACAACGCGGCAGCCAAGAAGUACGACCUGGAGGCGUGGUUCCCGUAUCAGGGCGAAUACAAGGAACUGGUCUCAUGCUCUAAUUGCACAGACUACCAGACUCGAGAACUCGAGAUUCGGUACGGACAGAAGAAAGGCGCCAUUGAUUCUAGAAAGUCGUACGUGCAUGCUCUGAAUGGGACGUUAUGCGCUACCGAACGGACGCUGUGUUGCCUGCUGGAAAACUACCAGAAAGAAGACGGCUUCGAGGUGCCUGAAGUGUUGAGACGGUACAUGCCGCCGGGCACGCCGGACAUCAUUCCAUACACGAAGGAGUUACCCAAGGAUACAGUGACGGCGAAGGCUAAGCAACCAGCCAAGCCCAAGCCUGACGGAGGUGCCCCUACUGGUGGACCAAAACGUGAGAUGCCGGCCGCGGACAAUGUCGCCGACAAGAUGAAGGACAGCUUGAAGGUCUGA